Hibiscus syriacus is the source of this 1221-nucleotide messenger RNA. Its product is annotated as transcription factor MYB44-like. Bases 162 to 1052 code for a protein of 296 amino acids. The transcript has a single exon. Gene Ontology annotation, cellular component: nucleus. Gene Ontology annotation, molecular function: DNA-binding transcription factor activity, RNA polymerase II-specific; RNA polymerase II cis-regulatory region sequence-specific DNA binding. Gene Ontology annotation, biological process: regulation of DNA-templated transcription. NCBI's taxonomy places the organism in Eukaryota, Viridiplantae, Streptophyta, Magnoliopsida, Malvales, Malvaceae. The record is from RefSeq and is a predicted model, not a curated record.
CUCAACCACCGUCGUAAUCAUCCCUCCGGCGGCCUUCUCUCAGCUCUCUCUUAUCUGUAAAGAUAUGAUAUUAGCUUAGAUUGAUCCUUUUCUGGGUUUUGGGCUUAAUCUGUUCAUACUGUUUCUUUUCUUUUCUCCUCUGUUUUUUUUUAUAAACUGUAAUGGCUUCUACAAGGAAAGAUGUGGAUCGAAUCAAAGGUCCGUGGAGUCCAGAAGAAGAUGAGGCUUUACAACGGCUGGUUCAAACGUACGGACCCAGGAACUGGUCUUUGAUAAGCAAAUCAAUACCGGGUCGAUCUGGAAAGUCGUGUAGGCUUCGAUGGUGCAACCAGCUUUCUCCCGAUGUUCAACACCGUCCUUUCACUCCCGAAGAAGAUGAAACGAUUAUGCAAGCCCAUGCUCGAUUCGGUAACAAAUGGGCUACCAUCGCCAGACUACUCAGUGGCCGUACCGACAACGCAAUUAAGAAUCACUGGAACUCCACGCUGAAGCGAAAAAGCUCAUCCAUGGCUGAUGAUGUAAACGAUGAUUCCCCACAGCCGCUUAAAAGAUCGGCCAGCCUAGGAAAUGGUAACAAUACAUCGGGCCUUUACUUGAAUCCCGGAAGUCCUUCUGGAUCCGACUUGAGUGACUCGAGUUUACCCGCUGACACAUCGAUUUUCACCCCGAUAACAAGAACAAGUUCUCUGGUCCCUUCUAGUCAGCAUGUGGAAACGGCCUCGUCGACAACGGAUCCACCAACCUUACUCAGUCUCUCUUUGCCAGGUUCCGAAAACAAGGACGGAGCAGCCGUGUCCCCACCCGCAUUCAACCCGGUUCCAAAUCCGACCCAGAUUGCAGCGCCAUUAGUGGCCCCAACUGUGGGAAAUGGCGAGAUGAAUGGGAUGGAGAAACCGUUUUUUAGCGCAGAGUUUUUGGCGGUGAUGCAGGAGAUGAUAAGAAAAGAAGUGAGAAGUUAUAUGGCAGGGAUUGAAAAAAAGGAGCUUUGUUUGCAAACAGAGGCUAUUAGAAAUGCUGUUGUGAAGCGUAUUGGAAUUAGCAAAAUCGAGUAGGCGAUAUGAAUCAGGACCAAAAAAACGAAGUUGCUUAGUUUCUUUUCCAUGGGUUUUCUUUCUUUCUAAAUUGGUGUCUCAGUUAUUUUGGUUAUAGAAAUAAUCAUUUUGGUAGUGUACAGAGGGGAAAACAAUGGAGGAGCCAUGGAAUUAGAGAUUUGAGUUGGGA